Molecule: messenger RNA, 1011 nt
Organism: Acanthamoeba castellanii str. Neff
Lineage: Eukaryota; Discosea; Longamoebia; Acanthamoebidae
Exons: 6
Coding region: 1-1011 (336 amino acids)
Source: RefSeq, a predicted model, not a curated record
AUGCAGCGAGCCACGAAUGCCGCCUUGAGGAAGGGCGUGAUGCCCCUCCACUCCCGUUUGAAGAUCGCCACUGGGCGCCAGCUUUGGGAGAGCGGCCUCCUUCCUCCGCUUCCCACCCUCCGCCCGCUCUUCCUCCACCUCCCACCCAACGUCCCCUCCGGGUUAGGGUGGGUUGAUGAGAACGCCAUGGAGCACCGCUUCACGAUGUUCGUGCAGACGGCCGUGGGCAAGAUGAUGCUGGACCACGCCCCGCACCACUGCACCGUGCACCUGCCCGCCGUUCUCCCCUUCGAGCUGCCCCACGUCAAAGCCAAGGUCGCAGAGAAGGAGUACGCGACGGUGGAGGAGGACAUUGCCAAGUACAAGUGCCGCGAGGUGCACUGGAAGGACUUCGUGUGGCCGCUGUGGCAGCUCUCGCGCCUCCACGAGAUGGCCCACCUGGACCCCGAGGCCGAGCCGCUUCCGCUCUCACCCCUCUCCUUCCGCGAGACCGUGUGCGGUCGCGACACGCACGAGUUCCUCCACCACGUGGAAGCGGCGGUGCAGGCGCAGCUGUUGCGGUUGCCGCGGGACAAGGAGCUGACGCACGAGAAGGCCGUGCACGGCAAGACCAGCAACCACCUGAGCCCCGAGAAGAUGCAGCGGGGCAUCGCGGCCGAGAAGGCCGCCGCCAAGGACCUCUGGCUCUACCCGCAGCUGGGCACCGACCUGUGUCCCGCCACCGCCGAGUUCGUCAUCGACGACACCGUGCUCAACGUGUCGGCGACGACUGAUCCGAGACGGCACUGGGAGAAGGGCCUCACGGAACUGUUCGCCUACGCAGCCCUCGCUCGCCAGCAGGGGAUGGCGGUGGGGGAGGUGGGCCUGUUCUAUCCGUUCUCGCGCCACUUGGUCCACGUGCCCAUCCACGAUUGGGACCACCGGCCUCUCUUCGACCGCGUUCUCAGCUCGCCCGACGUCGAGGUCGGCCCCGCUCCCGACGACCUCUACCGCGCCGUAGACUCCAGAUAA